This is a messenger RNA of Nelumbo nucifera (sacred lotus), 2813 nucleotides long. Its product is annotated as ascorbate transporter, chloroplastic-like. Lineage: Eukaryota; Viridiplantae; Streptophyta; Magnoliopsida; Proteales; Nelumbonaceae. Gene Ontology annotation, molecular function: transmembrane transporter activity. Gene Ontology annotation, biological process: transmembrane transport. The record is from RefSeq and is a predicted model, not a curated record.
GAUCUUCAAUUUACACCUCCCGGUUGAACUUCCAACAAACCCACUUCUAGUAUCGUAUAUUUACUUCAAUAACCCGCUUUGUUUUCCCGAUAUUUCUUCCAGUUUCAUGGGUUCCCUUGGUAUUUUACCUUUACAAUAUAUAUUUUCCCGCUUUUGAAACAAAAGGCCUUGAUUAUCCUCCUCCUCCUCCUCCUCCUCCUCUCUCUCUCUCUCUCUUUCUCUCUCUCCAAACUUCAGCAGUGUCUUGGUUUUUUACUCAGACGCACACACGAGUGAGAGAGCCAGAGCGUUUAGACAACCUCUAUUAGACAACAAAAUUUUCUGGCUUUCUGCCAGUAUUUUGAAUGGUGAAUUCGUCUCUGAAAUGAUCGAAUAGCUUCAGUGUGAUUCUUUAACAGUUGGUGUCGUAAUUGCAGGAGCAAUGGAAAUUAGUGCCAUGAUUUCGAGCCGAAAUUUUGGUUCUUUUAUUGGUUCAGGAAAAGUAUGGCAAACAGAGCAAGCUAUUAAACAUCAGAGAGGAGAGCAACUGGGAAUUUAUGGUUCAAGAUAUAUGAAGGAAAAUAUUUUUAAUAGAAGACUAACCAUUUUAAGAGAAUGCUGUUCUUAUACAUCUAAGCACUCUUAUCACCUGGAUUGUCAUCUUAUUGGUUCUUCCGAGAAGAGAACUAUAAAGCAGAGAGUCAGAGUCCUUGGUGAAGUAGUCCAUUCUCUUUCAAAACAUAUACAGUUUAAUGAGAAGUUUCAUAUCAUUAAUCUCAAGAAAAGAAAUCAAGGAAGAUGUGAAUGUUUUCUUUCCUCAGAUUUCUCUCAUAGAAGCUGGCCUCGGCCACUAAAGUUGGAUAAGCUUGGUACAUCUGAUGGGCAAUUACAGCAGUUUGAGUAUCGCAAGGCAACCACUACACGUGCUGACUAUAAACCAGAACAUUUUGACAUAACAGAACCAAAUCUGGACCCACUGAAUUCUUCCGAGAUGUCAGAUGAGGUUGUUUUAGUUGAAGGGAAUAUGCCAAAAAUAACUUACUGGUGGGAGCGAUUUCCAAAGCGUUGGGUGAUUGUAUUACUAUGUUUUUCAGCAUUUCUCCUUUGUAACAUGGACCGUGUAAAUAUGAGCAUUGCGAUACUACCAAUGUCACAGGAAUUCAACUGGAACUCUGCCACUGUUGGUCUAAUUCAGUCUUCUUUUUUCUGGGGUUACCUACUCACUCAGAUUGUUGGAGGAAUAUGGGCAGAUAAGAUUGGUGGUAAGUUUGUACUGGGUUUUGGGGUGGUCUGGUGGUCAGUUGCAACUGUUCUGACACCUGUGGCUGCAAGAAUUGGACUUCCUUUCUUACUUAUAAUGCGUGCACUUAUGGGGAUUGGUGAGGGUGUUGCCAUGCCAGCAAUGAAUAAUAUACUAUCGAAGUGGAUUCCUGUAUCUGAGAGAAGCAGAGCACUUGCACUAGUGUACAGUGGCAUGUACCUUGGCUCUGUCACUGGCCUGGCUCUUUCUCCUGUUCUAAUCCAUAAGUUUGGAUGGCCUUCUGUAUUUUACUCUUUUGGCUCCCUUGGAAGCAUCUGGUUUACAUUAUGGCUGAACAAGGCACACAGCUCACCGCAAGAAGAUCUAGAGCUUCGUGUAGAGGAAAAAAAGCUUAUCCUGGGGGGCAGUGAAUUAAAGAAACCAGUUUCUGUCAUUCCAUGGAAAUUGAUUUUGUCAAAGGCACCCGUUUGGGCUCUGAUAAUCUCCCAUUUCUGCCAUAACUGGGGGACAUUUAUCCUUCUUACGUGGAUGCCUACAUACUAUAAUCAGGUCUUGAAAUUUAACCUUACUGAGUCUGGACUGUUCUGUGUCUUGCCAUGGUUAACAAUGGCAGUGUUUGCAAAUAUAGGAGGAUGGAUUGCAGACACCCUUGUGAGCAGAGGUCUUUCAAUAACUUCAGUUCGUAAGAUCAUGCAAACAAUUGGGUUUCUAGGCCCAGCCUUCUUUCUCACACAGCUGAGCCAUGUCCGUUCUCCAGCUCUGGCUGUGCUAUGCAUGGCAUGCAGUCAGGGAUCAGAUGCAUUUUCACAAUCUGGUCUCUACUCUAAUCACCAAGACAUUGGACCACGUUAUGCAGGAGUGUUACUGGGGCUAUCAAACACUGCUGGAGUGCUUGCUGGCGUCUUUGGUACGGCAGCAACCGGCUACAUUCUUCAACGAGGGUCAUGGAAUGACGUCUUUAAAGUAGCUGUUGCCUUGUAUAUCAUUGGUACUUUGAUCUGGAACUUCUUUGCUACAGGAGAGAAAAUUCUUGACUAGAAAAAGAUAAAAAAAUCCCCAAAAAAUGAUCAAAAGAAAAAGUAAAAUAGAAUAAAUAAAAAAGGAUGUAGCCUAUAAGCAAGAAUAAGAAAUUCAUAAACAAGGAAAAAGAGUAAAACGCAACCUUCAAAUUUAAGGUAAAGCAAGGGGGAGAAAGUGAAACACGAAUACUACCAUUUAGGAAACUGUCUUUCCUGGGGGUUUAUUUGAAGCUAAUACUUUACACCUAUCUAAUGAGGUUGUGAUUUGUCUUAAAACCAUAUUCUUUAUACAGUUUAUUGAGUUUUCCUGGGUUCUUACAUGUUUCUAUUAGGUAACUUUGGUAAUUAGGCCCAUUGAAUCAUUUCCUAUUAAUUUAGAAUACAAUCUAUUAAAAAUGAAUACUAAAUAUCAGCUUCAAUUCUCUGUAUUUAAUUUUCUCUUUGGUGCGUCUUGCUGUAAAUUUUAUGACAAUUUACUGUUCAAGAGAGGAUGUAAUUCAUGUGAACACAAACAAGGAAUAUAUGAACAUCAAUUCUAUGCUUUUCCCCUUGCA